GCUACUGACACUGGACUUUGUUCUUCUCCUUUUACGAGGAAGUCUUGGGUGUAUCGUGUUGUUGACUUAGGUACGGGAUUAAAAUAUGCGUUGUAUUCGUACCAAACGGUAAAAUAACACAGAAGGAAGUAACAACAUUCAAGUGCCAGACAAUUAAGGUGUGUUCAGUCAGUACUGACGAUGUUCACGAGUAACAGUCUCUCUGGCAAUGACAACAUCAGCUAUGCAGAUUCAAUCCUGUCCAAUGGUUACUCCCUCAUGGAUGACGCGUCAUCACAGGUAUCAAAUCUGUCGAGGCCCAGCGCAAAGUUAAUCUACUUGCAAAGGAAAGAGUACGCAGCAUCGAUAAACAAGAUGUUGGACAAACUUCAGUACAAAGUGGAGCACUUGUUCACUUGUGACCUGGAUGGGAAGGAGUUAAAAAAUAUAGCCGACUGCGUGGAGCGGCUGAAGCUGCUGGAUGGGAUAGGUCGUGUGUGGGGUCAGAGCAUGCUGCUGGAGGUGCGAGGUCCUAAACUGCUGCUCACGGACAUUGAAACCAAAGAGGAGCUGGAGUCCAUGGCUCUCAGUGACAUCCUGGAGCUAAAGGCUGUGCUGGACUCUGGAGUGUGGAGCUCCCUGCUCACAGUGGCAGUCCAACAAGAGAGAGAACACACCGCCGUCUUCAUGUUCCAGUGUGAAGAUGUCAGGGCUGAUUAUGUUCAGAAGAAUCUCUCACUUGCACUGUCACGUAAGAAAGAGGAUUCAAGCGUCAGUCAUGGAGGAUUCAAAGCUGAACCUAAAGAGCAGAAGCCUGCGUUUGACCCUGUGCCCCUGUGGACGUCUCCUGACUAUGAUAUGGAUGAGGGUGGCACCCCCGAGCCUGAACUCUUUGUACAUAUGGAGGUGCAGGAGGAGGAGGAAGAGGAGGAGGAACCGUCACAGCAGUUUUUCACCACAGAAGAAGAAGAUUUGCCUCCUCCACGCCGAUACACAGAGGUGGACAGGAAUGUAGAUAUCUUGAAUCACAUUUUAGGCGACAUAGAAAUCUUCAUUGGACAAGUAUCUGCGGUCGUUGCUAAAAAUGCAAAGAAAAAGAAGAAGAAGAAGAAAAAACAAAAAGCCGUGGACGGCAUGCCCUCUGCAGAAGAAUUUGUAACGUGUCUCCAGAAGAUCAAAUUUGGUUUCAACCUUCUGGGGGAGCUCAAUGGAAACAUUAAUAAUCCCAGUGCUCCUGAACUCGUUCACUCGUUAUUCUCCACAUUAAAUUUUGUGGUCUCUCACUGUCCUGAGGAUCUGCCAAUGACCAUUGUGGCACCGCUGCUGAUCCCUCAGGCAAUCCGUCUGAUGAGCGAAGAGGCCUCUGCAGAGGAGGACCAACUGUGGCAGUCUCUGGGAGACGCCUGGAACAUCCCCAGCACUAAAUGGCCAGAAGACGAUGAGGACAUCCCGACAUUCACUCCAGAGUUCUUUGAUGGCUGGCAGCCCCCUGAGGUGUCUGCAACACCUGAACCCAGAGAACCGGUGAUCAGACGGCGACAGAGUCCAAAACCUGGACCCAGUAAGGUCAAUCAUCACACCAAACCACCACCAGUGCAGCCUCCUGGACCCAGUAAGGUCAAUCAUCAUCCCAACCAACCCCCAGUGCAGCCUCCAGCCCCCAAGUGGAAACCACAAAACCCCCCACGCCCACGUGAACCGCAGUACAUGCGCGUUAUGGCUGACUUCAUUUCAAGAAACGACAGAGAGCUCACCGUCAGAGCAGGAGACACAGUUGACCUACUGGACAAGUCAAAGCAGUGGUGGAAAGUAAGGGACAGCAGAGGGGACGAGGGCUACGUGCCCAAUAACGUCCUGGGGGCUGAUACUAAUGAUGAGCAACCUAUCCAGAGAAGUGAAGGUCCUCCUGUCCUAACAAAGAAGUCUAAGCCUGCACAAGUGAAACACUGGCUCGAAGACAAGGGCUUUAGCCCAAUCACUGUACGCUGUCUGGGCGUGUUGAGCGGCUCCAUGCUCCUGAGUAUGACCAGAGAGGAACUGAAGAUAGUGUGCCCAGAAGAAGGAGGGCGAGUCUUCUACCAGUUACAAGCAGUAAAGUCCGAACUGGCUGCUGCCAGUUAAAUGAGACCGACAGCGCACGCAGCAAGAGAACAUCACGGAGGAAGAGGAGGAAAUCACUGUUGACUGAAACAAGUCACCAGUGACCAAAUGCUGUGAACAAACAGGGUUAAGCCAUGAGUGACAUUUACAGCUUAUUUGGCCUUAGUGCGACAUAAAAUCAGCUGGCAAGCUAUAUCAUAAAAUGCAUUUAGACAAUUUAUCCAGCAAUUCUGUGCUAAUAAGAUAUUUAACAAAGUGUAAUGGUAUGAAUUAUGUAACAAGAAUGGGGUGAGUAAUAAUUAAUGUAUUCACUAUGUAAACGUAAAUGUAAUGUAAAUAAAAGCUACGUUUGACUCAUUACAAAGAUUUAGUGAAUAAACAUGCUUUAUUUCAUUGUCCAGACAUUACACAUGAACCUUAUCAGAAGCAUUUGAAUCUGUUUAACACUGGCAAUCCAUUUCAGGCAAAAAACAAAAAAACUAAACAUGGCUACAGGUGAAUGGACAUAAAAUUAAAACUAUAAAUCAAAAAGUGUGAAAAAGUGACAAGACUGUAAAAACAAAGAUAGACACAAAUAUCUCGAGUGUGAACGUCAGAAUACUCGAUAAAUGCACUGUAAAGUUACUGCACAGAAAUAAUUCAGUCUGAAGGAAACUGUGAACGAUGAAUCUGUGAGUAGAAUAUAUUUUUAGUAAGUGGUAUGAUUUGGGUUGCCAUUCAAAUAAUCACUGUUUACUGCUCAGAGGAUAACAGUAAAUGGUCUGUUGUCUAUCGCAUGUCAAGUGCAAUUAUUUACUGGAAUUAAUCAAUUAGUUGAUGGAGACAAAAUAAUCAGUAAUAAUUGUGGUAAAAGUUCUUUUAAAUCACUGAUAAAAUGAUAAAAUUUUGGCCAAAACAAACAAUUUGAAUACGUCAACACCCCUUACACUACGAGGAAUUCUUAUGGGAAUAUUUCACUAUUUUUUUCUGAUAUUUUAUAGACCAAACAAUUAAUGGAUUAAUCCAGAAAAUAGUCAGUAGAUUAAUAAAUAGUGAAAAUAAUCAUGUCCCUACUGUUGCUGAACACGGAGCAGCAACACGACAAAGAUUAGUAUGUGUGAGGUAGGGUGCACUACGCUGUGAGUGGCUCUGUGGUAAAGACAACAUGAAUCCACGAAGUGGACACAAAUAUAGUAAACAACAAGUUGUAAAGAUGAACGGAUAAAAAAAAAGGUUCAGGUCAGUCCAGACGAACUGUCUCUCAGUGAUAAGGUACCAUCAUCAAACGAUAAGCCAUAAUCAACCUUACAAAAUGUUACAAAGUAGUCAACAGGAUGAGAGAAAAUGAAGCUGCAGUAAUCAGACAUUAAUAUACUUUGUGCAAGUUUAGAUUAAAAUGAGUCUUUUUAACCAAAACACACACACACAAAAAAAAAGAACCAACUCUUAAGAUGAGAUGUAGAUAUCAGGGUGUUGUGUGUGUGCAGAGGUCGGUUUCUGACUGUAGAGACAGCUUACGGUAUCUAUCAUGUUCCUGUCUAUCAUGGGCGCAAUAGGUGUACUAUCAUAAUAAACAAAGGAUGAUCAGUAAUAAGAAAAAAUAAUGGCUAAAUAUGCAGAACAGACACUAAAAAUGUAGAAUUAACAAACAAUAAAACCAUAUUGGAAAAAAAACUCUAUUGUCAUAACAUAAUGCCAAUUCACGAAAAUCAACAGCAGCAAAACUAAGUGUUAAACCUUGACAUCAAUAUAUUGUGAAUAUAAAAUUUCUUAUCUCUAUAUCGCCCUUACAAAAAUACACUUUGUACAUGAAAUCCACGAGUUUCCCCAUGUUCAGCACGCAACUUCAACGCAUCGCUCGAACACUUUAGAAGCUACUCUAUUGUUGCUUGAACAAAGCCGGCUUCCCCUCUUUAAUCGCCUAAAGCAACACAUGUGUACAUACUAAUACAUUACAGGUGCUUAUUCGAAUAAAGGCUGACGUUUUCUGAUUGGCUCUCCUCGUUCUUGGCAUCAACUUUUACUCGACAGUCUUACGUGUAAGAAGAAUGCUCACAGUUUGAAGGUGAAGUUGGACUGUGUCUGGUGGCGGGUUGUGAUAAGAUGAUGAGUGUACGAUACAAAAUGUGAUGCCAGCUUUGGGAUUUUUUUUUGUUUGUUUUUUCUUAAAUGCUACAAGAACCAUGCAACAGUCUUAACCAUGACCCAGCAUGGUUUGCUCAUUUCUACAUGGUGAUCUGAAUCGAAAGCUGGUCGGCAGCCCUGAAUUAGUUAAGAUGCUUCACAAAAACAGCUUGCUCUAAGCAACUCAUUCUCUCCUGCCAUCCAUUAUUCAUGCAGGCAUGCACAAAAAAAGCACUUAUAAGUAGUGAACUAGAAACAAAUCAACUUUUUUUUCCCCCUCACAUGAAGGCCAAGGUAAAAGCUAUUUUACACCGAGCGAGCAGCUAGGUGGUUUCAGUUCCAUUGGUGUGUGGAUAUUACAACAGCGCAGAGGUCUACCGUGUAUGACUGAGUUCUUGCAGGUGAUAAGAGACAAAAACUGGGCAUGCAGUGCCCAAAAGCUGAAAAUGAAAAGGCACUGUGAAGUAUUGGCUUGGUGCAUAUGUACAGUGGACUGCAUGCAAAAAGGGGGAAAACAUGACGAAGGAAUGAGUGAAAUGAAGGCCGUAAGGAGGGAGAGGGGGUCCGUAUCUGCAUGGCCAUCAUGAGGUAACAUUAACAGCGUUCUCCUCGGACGAUGCUGAAUUACAUCUACGUUUAUUUGUGCUGUGCAAUCUACAAUGCACAUUUUUUCCCUUUAUGAGUCUUCUGUACCAUCGAAGCGAGAUGAUUUUCAACAUUCAUUGGAGCUCAUUUCAUUCGCAGAUAAAAGAAAACAACUUGCUUCAUGGAAUGUUUGCAGUCAACCACAGUUAGUCUGCUUCUCUCCUGACCUGAAGCUGAGCUGAUUUAAAAAUCACGGAAGAACGAUUUUGUUGAGUGCAAAUAAAUGAUCUGACACCACGCCAGGCACCAUGCAUGGCUGUUGUGAUGUUCAGCGCUGCAGCAUUCGGAGAAACGCUAUCCCCUCUUGUUACAGGACUUGUCAUUCAAUCACUCUAUAUCUGAAAGCCUUUAAGCCGCCCUGAA
Larimichthys crocea (large yellow croaker) is the source of this 5190-nucleotide messenger RNA. RefSeq names its product EPS8 signaling adaptor L3a (gene eps8l3a). Gene Ontology annotation, cellular component: ruffle membrane; plasma membrane; vesicle. The transcript is spliced from 19 exons. The record is from RefSeq and is a predicted model, not a curated record. Gene Ontology annotation, biological process: Rho protein signal transduction; positive regulation of ruffle assembly; regulation of Rho protein signal transduction. Bases 181 to 2100 code for a protein of 639 amino acids. Gene Ontology annotation, molecular function: actin binding. Lineage: Eukaryota; Metazoa; Chordata; Actinopteri; Sciaenidae.